CCGCGAUGAAGCAGGCGGGCGCCAAGAAGGGAGGAUGCGACUGCAAGCGAUUCCUGGCGAAGAACUGGCUUCUGCUCAGCACCAUCGUCGCCGUGAUUCUGGGCAUUGGACUAGGAGUUACUGUUCGGGAAUAUGCCAAACUCUCCAGUCUUGACAAGUAUUACUUUUCAUUUCCAGGAGAGGUUCUGAUGAGAAUGCUUAAGCUCAUCGUAUUACCAUUAAUUAUAUCAAGCAUGAUAACAGGUGUUGCUGCUUUGGAUUCUAGUGUUUCUGGAAAGAUUGGCUUGCGAGCGGUUGUAUACUACUUCGUCACAACAGUUAUAGCUGUCAUCCUAGGGAUCGUACUGGUUGUGACCAUCAAACCAGGAGUGUCCCAGAAUGCUGAAGAAAUUGAUAGAGUGGGCAGCACACCUGAUGUAUCUACGGUGGAUGCCAUGUUAGACUUGAUUAGGAAUAUGUUCCCAGAAAAUCUUGUGCAGGCCUGUUUUCAACAGUAUAAAACCAAACGUGAAGAGCUAAUCCUUACAAAUACAGACAAAAAUGGCACUAUUCCUACAGAAAAUCCUGUUACAACUGUAAUGCCAACAGAAGCUUCAGAGAACAACACAAAGGAAUACAAAGUAGUUGGAAUGUACUCAGAUGGCAUCAAUGUGCUUGGCUUGAUAGUCUUUUGUAUUGUCUUUGGAGUUGUCAUUGGGGAAAUGGGAGAAAAGGGACAGGUGCUGGUGGACUUUUUCAAUGCACUGAAUGAGGCCACAAUGAGAAUAGUUCAGAUAAUCAUGUGGUAUAUGCCACUGGGUAUUUUAUUUUUGAUUGCUGGAAAGAUAAUACAAGUUGAAGACUGGGAGAUCUUCCGCAAGCUGGGACUAUACAUGGCUACUGUAUUAAGUGGACUUGCAAUCCAUUCUGUUGUAAUUCUACCACUAAUAUACUUAAUAAUAGUCCGGAAGAAUCCUUAUCGAUUUGCCAUGGGGAUGGCUCAAGCACUUUUGACAGCACUCAUGAUCUCCUCCAGUUCAGCAACUUUACCUGUCACUUUUCGCUGUGCAGAAGAAAAAAACCAUGUUGACAAGAGAAUUACCCGAUUUGUUUUACCAGUUGGGGCUACAAUCAACAUGGAUGGUACUGCACUAUAUGAAGCUGUAGCAGCUAUUUUUAUUGCACAGCUUAAUGACUUAGAACUAGAUAUUGGCAAAAUAGUUACUGUUAGUGUAACAGCUACAGCAGCCAGCGUUGGAGCUGCAGGAGUGCCCCAGGCUGGACUAGUUACCAUGGUGAUUGUCCUGAGUGCAGUUGGCCUUCCUGCUGAAGAUGUUACCCUCAUCAUAGCCGUGGACUGGCUUUUGGAUCGAUUCAGAACAAUGGUGAAUGUUCUUGGUGAUGCCUUUGGAACUGGAAUUGUGGAGAAGCUCUCCAAAAAUGAACUGGAGCAGAUGGAUAUCAACACCGAAGUCAACAUAGCAAAUCCUUUUGCCUUGGAAGCCCCAACGCUUGAAUCUGAUGAAGCAGAGACCAAAAAAUCCUAUGUGAAUGGUGCUUUCGCUAUUGAUAAAUCUGACACCGUAUCAUUCACCCAGACAUCCCAGUUCUGAAGCAGAUAGACUGACAGAGGAGCAACACUGGAUUUUUAGGACCUAGAAGCCUCUCUGCUGCACCAUAUGCUGGACCUCUUACCUGCUGUACUUUCUCCUCUGCCUGCAUUCCCACAGGCACACAGAGGGAGGCACAUUCUCUCUCUCACUAACCCCACUCCUGAAAUCUGCUACGGCACAGCCAUUCUGCUCAUAUUUUGCAAGUUACCUGUAUUCUGUAUUUCUCUAUACCUGGGAAUAUGACUGCUAUUCCUUCCCCAUCAUUUUUUAGUGAGGCAACAGCCAACAUGCUUUAAGCCGUGGAAAUUUCUACAGGACCCCAAUGCAGAAAAACAUAUAUAUUAGCACAGAUGUGCUCUCAGACAAAUCCAUAGUGUCAGGAGAUCCAUAUCACAGAGGUCCUACAGUGUAACAGAUAUAGUUUAUCCAUCCCUAUUUGCAUAAGAUCUCUGAAGGAUAUCACACAUUAAGAUAAUUUAACAAUCUAAGUGUGUUCUUUUGAUACAGACUUCACAGACUUUUUCCAUUAUAGUUUUCCCAGCGUUUGACCACUGUGGGCAGAAAAAGACAGAUUGUAGAAAAAAUUUAAGUUUCA
Messenger RNA from Heteronotia binoei (common prickly gecko), 2187 nucleotides. RefSeq names its product solute carrier family 1 member 1 (gene SLC1A1). The record is from RefSeq and is a predicted model, not a curated record. Gene Ontology annotation, biological process: L-glutamate transmembrane transport. Bases 6 to 1592 code for a protein of 528 amino acids. Gene Ontology annotation, molecular function: L-cysteine transmembrane transporter activity; L-glutamate transmembrane transporter activity; glutamate:sodium symporter activity. Gene Ontology annotation, cellular component: plasma membrane. The transcript has 12 exons. Lineage: Eukaryota; Metazoa; Chordata; Lepidosauria; Squamata; Gekkonidae.